This is a messenger RNA of Heterobilharzia americana, 1866 nucleotides long. The record is from the annotation of a GenBank genome assembly. Lineage: Eukaryota; Metazoa; Platyhelminthes; Trematoda; Strigeidida; Schistosomatidae.
AUGCAACGCCUAGAUGACACAGAGCUAUCAAAACCUCCUUCGGAGGUUUUGGAAAUCAUCUGCAAACUGGGUAAGGGGUCCUAUGGAAGUGUUUACAAGGCCCGAUACAAGGCUAAUGGCGGAAUAGUUGCUGUGAAAAAAGUUCCCGUUGAUAGUGAUUUAGCUGACAUAGUGAAAGAAAUUUCAAUUAUGCAACAGUGUGAUAGUCCAUUCAUUGUAAAAUGCUACGGUAGUUUAUUCGAUAGUCAAGACUUAUGGAUUUGUAUGGAAUAUUGUGGUGCUGGUUCAAUAGCUGAUAUUAUGCGCUUGCGAGGGAAACCAAUUACUGGAGAAGAUGAAAUUGCUACAGUUUUACAUUAUAGUCUGUGUGGUUUAGACUAUUUACACCAAAUGCGAAAAAUUCAUCGUGAUAUCAAAGCAGGAAAUAUACUAUUGCUUAAUUCAGGUGCUGCGAAAUUGGCAGAUUUUGGUGUUGCUGGUCAGUUAUCUGACACUCUCGCUAAGCGUAAUACAGUUAUUGGUACACCUUAUUGGAUGGCGCCUGAGGUUAUUCAAGAAAUCGGCUAUAAUUGUUCUGCAGAUAUUUGGUCUUUAGGUAUAACUGCUAUUGAGAUGGCUGAUGGGAAACCUCCACUGGCUGAUAUCCAUCCUAUGCGUGCACUAUUCAUGAUACCGAGUCAACCAGCUCCAGCUUUACGUAAACCUAGUAACUGGUCAUUAGAGUUUCGUGCAUUUGUUACAGCCUGUUUGGCCAAAUCACCUGAAGCACGUCCUACAGCAGCAGCGCUAUUACAAACUGAAUUUAUUCGUAAUGCAAAACCCUGUUCAAUACUCUUGCCACUGAUUAAUGAAGCCAGUGAAGCCCGAGAAAAACGUUUAUUACAGCAGCAGCAACAACAACAACAAGCAGCUGCACCUCUUUCUUCGCCAGGAACCCCGACCUCUGAAGCCGCCAAACGACGUCAUUCAGUGAUGAAUAAAGCCGAUGAAAAUCAUCAGUCAAAGUAUAAACCAAGUCAACCAUCAUCACAACAAGAUGAUUUCGACGACAAUUUACAUACAAUGGUUCGUUCAAAUACCUCGUGCAAUCGUAACCUGAAUAAUAGCAGAAACAAUAGGGAAACUGGUCUAGAUGUUGAUGGAGCUGCAACUUUGGUCUCUUUAAAUUCGAAUUGUGAGAGUACAGAUGGUGUCAAUGAUGAUGACGAUGGCACCAAUGGCAGUUUUAUACGCCAUCAUGAUGAAUCCAAUGUGAAUAGUUCUUAUCUAUCCGGUAAUUUGGAUACAAUGGUUGUAAAUGAUGCUGAAAGUGAGGAAGAUAGUGGUUCUGUUGUUGUGCAUGAUACAAAUAGUUCAUCAGAUGGUCUGGACGAUGCAGAACGUGAUCAACGCGAAGCUUUUGCAAUGUUGGACGCUGCUCUCCCGCCCGCUAUCACAACUACUGAAGGUACACUAACUAGAAGAAUUGAUAAAGCUGCAAAAGUUCCUAAUAAUAUUGACCGAGAAGUACAACAACACGCUAUGUUGAAUGAUCCCAAUGUAAAUGCAACUGGUCAUGCUCAGCCACCUUUCGCGCAAAGACCAUUUGCACCAUUUUCACGUGCUGUUCAACAAAGUGGUCUUUAUCCAAACGGUAUAGCCAAUGAACCUGGUGCAUUAGGUCGACUGUCCUAUGCAGAAUUAGAACAGUUACUUAUUUCCUUAACAAAUGACUUGGAAACAGAACUACGUAAUCUAGCAGUUCGUUAUCGGCAUAAACGUCAACCAUUGUUAGAUGCUAUUGCAGAGAAGACAGCUCAAGCCGCUGGCAAAACAAUGACAGUCAAUAGUGAAAAGUCAAAGUCCAAUCCUAUUUCUCAUUGCUGA